CUCACACAGUGGAGACACGGAAGUUACCGCCUCUGGUGUGUAGAACUCUAGCCGAAGCAAUAACCGGAACAGGAGGAGUUUGGGCCCCAGUGUCUGCUGUGAAGGCUGAUAAAUGUCAAGAUGAUGCUUUCAAUCAGACAAAUCAUACGAUCACCUCUUCCUUCACCUAUACCUGCACUAGCAUGUAUUCGAUUUAACACAACAGGACCAGAGCAGGCUCCUAAGAAAACAAAGUUUGGGCCUCUGCAUGAUGAUGACAGAAUCUUUACUAAUCUGUAUGGACGUCAUGACUGGAGACUGAAGGGUGCCCAGAGCCGUGGCGAUUGGUACAAGACAAAAGAGAUUCUCUUGAAGGGAGUGGAUUGGAUACUUGGAGAAAUAAAGAAUUCUGGACUGCGUGGAAGGGGAGGUGCUGGGUUCCCAACAGGUCUCAAGUGGAGCUUUAUGAACAAACCUUCUGAUGGGAGACCCAAGUACCUUGUAGUAAACGCAGAUGAGGGCGAGCCUGGAACUUGCAAGGACAGAGAAAUCAUGAGACAUGAUCCACACAAGCUAGUGGAAGGGUGCCUCGUAGCUGGGCGCUCCAUGGGUGCACGAGCCGCAUACAUCUAUAUUAGAGGUGAAUUUUACAAUGAAGCAUCCAACCUCCAGGUUGCAGUGCAAGAAGCAUACUCUGCUGGCCUGAUUGGUCACAACGCUUGUGGCUCUGGUUAUGACUUUGAUGUGUUUGUGGUGAGAGGAGCUGGCGCCUACAUAUGCGGUGAAGAGACUGCUUUGAUAGAGAGCAUUGAAGGAAAACAGGGGAAGCCACGGCUUAAACCUCCAUUCCCAGCUGAUGUUGGAGUCUUCGGCUGUCCAACAACAGUUGCUAAUGUGGAAACCGUUGCAGUGGCUCCUACCAUUUGCCGACGUGGGGGUAGCUGGUUUGCUGGUUUUGGACGUGAAAGAAAUUCAGGAACCAAAUUGUUCAACAUUUCAGGACAUGUAAACAAUCCAUGUACUGUAGAGGAGGAGAUGUCCAUCCCACUAAAAGAGCUGAUCGAGAGACAUGCAGGAGGAGUCACUGGAGGCUGGGAUAACUUACUUGCUGUAAUUCCUGGAGGUUCCUCUACACCCCUCAUCCCACGAUCAGUUUGUGAGACUGUUCUUAUGGACUUUGAUGCCCUUGUCCAAGCUCAAACUGGCCUUGGUACAGCAGCUAUCAUUGUGAUGGAUAAAUCGACUGAUAUUGUCCGUGCAAUCGCUCGUCUUAUAGAAUUUUAUAAGCAUGAAAGCUGUGGUCAGUGCACACCGUGCAGAGAAGGAGUUGAUUGGAUGAAUAAAAUAAUGUGGCGUAUGUGCCGUGGUGAUGCUCGUGUGGCUGAAAUUGACAUGCUGUGGGAGAUUAGUAAACAAAUUGAGGGACACACAAUCUGUGCGUUGGGCGAUGGAGCUGCUUGGCCUGUGCAAGGUUUGAUUCGCCAUCUCCGUCCAGAAUUGGAGAAACGCAUACAACAGUUUAACACAGCCAACAGACAGAAGGCCAGCAGCUAAUAUGAAGAAUGAGUGUUGGCAAAGACUCCUAUUAUAAAUCCCAUCACAUGCCUGGAGGGGAUUCCGUUUGCCGUUUAUGAGUUAAUAAACUUGAACUUUCAUGGUA
This is a messenger RNA of Pelobates fuscus (common spadefoot toad), 1639 nucleotides long. RefSeq names its product NADH:ubiquinone oxidoreductase core subunit V1 (gene NDUFV1). Gene Ontology annotation, biological process: mitochondrial electron transport, NADH to ubiquinone. The transcript has 11 exons. Lineage: Eukaryota; Metazoa; Chordata; Amphibia; Anura; Pelobatidae. Gene Ontology annotation, molecular function: NAD binding; 4 iron, 4 sulfur cluster binding; FMN binding. The coding region runs from base 121 to 1533 and encodes 470 amino acids. The record is from RefSeq and is a predicted model, not a curated record.